AAUGGGUGUUGUCCGUCCUGACUAUGCGACCUGAACACGUACCGAAGUCUUGAUUCAUCAAUAAAUGUAGAGAGCAGUGCACGUCGUCUGUUUAGUGUUGUUGUAAGAGUUGCAGCAAGUGAUCGUUGAGCGGCUAAUCGAAUGUUCCGGAUUGGAGAGUCUACAACCAGUACGAAAGCUAAUUAUCCGAUGGGAGUCGAUUCUGACGAUCAGUAACCUCCUAGUGGAUCAGACAUAUGUCCAAGAGUUACACUUGGGACUUGGGAAGAUCGAUGGCUCAAAGGAAAUAGAUCUGUUAAGUUGACUUCCGAAAAAUCCUCACCUCUUUCAGUAUGGAAGACGCAAAUCCAGCGUGUGGGGAACGGGACCUGGAGCUUGCGAAGCUGCUAAAAUGUAUCAAUACUGUUGGGAAAAGAGUUAUGUGUGAUGUAGCAAAGAGAAUGUAUUCCUGUGAUAAAAUGAAUACAAACAAUGGCAGUAAACCUCUUAGGCGUUAUAUGUAUGAAAAAAAUCUCCAGGUCACAUUUGAGGACAGUGAUUUCUUGCUCGACUGCAACAUCAGAAACAGAAAAUUUGAUUUACCAUCCGCAUGUAAAAUAAUUACAGACGUAUGUAAAGAUGUGUAUGAAGAACUAAGUGACCACUGUAAGACGAAAAUCGCAUUUAUUGCUCAGAUAACCGAUCAGCUAUGCUUUGAGUACAGCAAAAACCCAACCAUCUUAGAAAUACAGGCAAGAGCGAGGGAUUUGAAAGUAGCGUUGAAUGAUAUUUACAAGGGCGUCGCUAAAACUUUAAACAAGGGAGUACCCAAAAGUAAGCGAAUUGAUUUUACUAUUCAGAUCCAGGAAAUGACAGAGUCGCUCCAAAAUAUUAUGGCGGCCCAAGCGCACGGGAAUUUAAAGUUUGUGGAUGAGUUUAAAGAAAAACUGUUUUUCAAGAUAGUACAAUCAGCAACGAGUGAAAUACUCCAAGCAUACGGCGAACACCGAAAAUACAAAGUUCUCAAUCCAUGUACUAGGACUGACGACAGUGGAGAAAAUAGAUUUGAUUUAGAGACAGUGUUUACUUUGCCUGAACUGACUCAGACACACUCCAACAUUGAAAUGUCCACAAUCCUUACUACCCAGUCAUUAAAAGGUGGUAAAUGGAUGAUCCCAGAAACAAUCAUUAUAAAAGGUGAAGCCGGUUCUGGGAAAACAUCACUUUGUCGUUUUAUUGUUCACACCUGGACGAAACAAGAGGAGAGAGUUUCAGGUGUUACUAAAUUUCAUCUAUUACUUUUAGUGGAAAUUAGUAGAACAACUGCAGUGAGCCUUGAAGAGUUCUUGAAAACGCAGUUGAUGCGGCAUACGAUGGAGAAGUUUCAGACGAAAGACGUUAUAGAGGCAAUGGAGAAAAUGAAUGUUCUUAUUGUUAUUGACGGAUACGAUGAAAGAACUAAGACCACUGAUAAGCUGUUGAAUGAUAUUUAUAAAACAUUCCAAAAAACCAGAAUUAUUUUGACCUCCAGAACUUGUGCCCUUAACAGUGCUUUAAAUAUAGUUAAUAAGCAUAAUGUCCAUUCCCUCUUGAUUGACCUAAAGGGUUUUAACGCUGAAAGCCGAAAACAUUACAUCACCAAAGUUUUUGAAGGAAUUCAAGUCCCCACCAAAGGGAUGGAGGAGAAUCGUGAAAGGUUUCAAAUGUAUAUUGACGGACGAGGGCAAAUGCUGAGAGAACACUUGAAACUGCCUCUGACAAUAGCUUUACUGAUAGUUUUGUGGUUAGAUGAUCCUGAAAAUGUGAAUAAUGUAACCACUAUAACUUCUUUAUACCAAGAAUUAUUCAACCUAUUCCAGAAAAAAUUAAUGGAACGCCUGGUUUCUCAAGGCAAAUUUAGAAAGGCAGUUAAAGUGCCGCCUCUCUUAGAGGAACUUCUUCUCAAGUUGGGUGAACAAGCAUGGAAUAUGCUCAGAGAAGCAGUAGAUCCAGAACUACCGCAAGAAUAUGAAGGAAAAAUCACGAAAGAAUGCAAACAACGUGAAAUAGAUUCGACGGAAUUUUUGUGUGCCUUUCUCAAGUGCGAAAUUGAAGCGGAUAGAGAUGAUAAACGAAAUGUGUAUCUUUUCCUUCACAGGACUCAGACUGAGUAUGUUGCAGCAUUAUAUUUAGCUGACCUCAUUCAUGAAGGAAAGAACGGAGCACUGCAAAAAAUUGCCAAUGAAAUAGAAGAUUGGGAGCAAUAUCAGCAAUUGCUCCUUUACUUGACUGGUAAUUUGGCUCUUAGAAAUACUCUGAAGGGAUUAGAGAGUGAAGUUUUAGACCUGAUUGCUAGAGGAAAUGUCAACUACUCUUAUUACUCGUAUUGGUGGAACUUGGUUUCUGAAAGCAUAAUUAACUAUGAAAUUCGUGAGCUCCCAAGCUACAGUAUCCAUUAUACAGGUCUUGUUCAUCCUAAAAUUGGAGAAAUCAUUGCUACUGAGGACAGGUUUCUAUCUAGAUAUGUUGUGUGGGAGCCAAAUGAUAGUAAUAUUGCUGCUGCUCUGAGGUUAAUUGCCCUUAUUCCAGUACAUGUAGCAACCUUGAAGAUUGAGAUUCCAGACAAUAUAGAACCCUUUGAUAUUUCCGAUUUCAUAGAAGCUAUAGAAGAAGUUGGAGAACACAAAGUUGACAGUAAAACACGGAUUGCAACUGAACUGAAACUCAAUAGACAUGUGCUACCAAGAACUACAAAUGGUUCUGAUAGGUUCCUCCUUGCAACACAAAGUUGGGCCAAACUAACAGUAUUUUCUGGUUCCUUAAAACAUGAAAUGAAUUUGCGUGGAAUGUUUCCAAAACUGAAAAACAUUCAUUGCAAAAUAGCAAACCCGGACAUACUGAAGUCUUUCAAAAAUCUUACAAACACUGUUAGAAUUCUACGCAUCACAAUUAGUUUUUCACAGGACAAUUGUUCUCCCAGUGAUCUUCAGGCUCUACGUUUUACUGGAACGCUUGAAUUCACAUUUCAUAGCAUUAAAGAGGAAAACAGCCAGUGGAUGGUGGAUGUCCUAAUAAAACUUGCAGGACAAUGUGGUUUUGAGAGGCUGUGCUUAGAAGACAGUGAGCUGAGUUAUGAAAACCUCGAGUCAGUAGUCUCUCAACUAAACGGCCAUCUACAUAAUGGACUGAGAGUGAAUCGAGUUGGCGAUCCUGAUGAUGACAAGGAACAGCGACUGAACAAAAUGGCUUACUUUAACAUUGAUUGGAAAGACUAACACCUAUUAGGGGAUUUUUUUUAUAAUACAAAUAGCUACAUAAUCCUAGAGAGUAAACAGAAAACAAAGACAUGUUGCUCAAAUGGCUAAAUUAUUUGCCAGAGGCCAGCUGUAUUACUUUUACUGCUCAUGUGCCCUCAAGUUACUCUCAAAAUUCCAAAACCUGUCACUGUGUGCACUGUAGUGUGCGUCUCUCCUGUACUUGCCAACUUGAUGAUCAGUAGAAGAUUUAAUCUUGCAACAUUUCAUAAAAGUUAAAACUAAGAUUCCAUUAUUCAUCAUGCAACAAAAAAAAAAUUUUCCAAGUGAUACCUGCAAGUUACUUUCUACAUCACCAGUGUCCAAUAUUUACCGAGUUUCCCCACCCGAGGGUUAGUUUUCUCUCCGUCCGCCCUUCAGACCGAAAACUCUGUUGAGGCUACAAGGCUGCAAACUGGUAUGGUGAUCGUCCAUCCAAUCAUGAAACAUACCAAAUUCCAACCCUCUAGCCUCAGUGCUUAUUUUAUUUAAAAUUAAAGUUAGCCAAAAUCGCACUUCUGGCAGCGCUAUAAUUAUCAACAACAUAGGCCACCACUGGACAGGAAACUCGAUUGUGCCAAGGAACUCCGGCGCAUUUUUUACUUGUUUAGUGCUGUUCUCAGGCUGGCAUGCUGAUGAUUUUGAGCGAAACCCCUCUUACUCUCAGUGCUGUGAAUCCGUGAAUGAGACAAACAAAGCUUUGUUCAGAUCAGUCAGUUGAUUAGAAAAAUUCUCUUCCCCUCAAUCAUUUACUUUUAACUUCCCAAAUGUGAAAACUCAAUUGGUCACGGUUGCCAGCACUUAAAAGUUUCAGCGUAAACAGCAGAAAGCAAUAGUUUUAGGAUCACAUUGGCCUACUACUGGGCCAAAUAUGCCCUCUCUAAUGAGCACCUCUUUUAGGUGUGUGUAUAAUUUACUCAUCUUGUAUAAAAUAUUGUACUCCUAUACGCUCAAGCUUUCGUGACGUGAUUAAAUGCCACCUCCACGAGUUUAGGCUUUUUCCUCUGGUCUGUAACCAAGUUCGCAUUAUUUUCCAUGUUGGUUCUACAAUUUUUUUUUUUUUUGCUUAAGGACAACAUCACUUUCUCUGUAAAUAUCAGGUCUUCACUCUUUAAAAUAUAUUGGACUAUUUUCUGAGCGGUGUUUCACAUAGCCAUAAAUUAAAUUUCCUCGUGAUCGAGCAGCUGUUAACAGCUUAUUGUAACAUUCAUUUUAAAAAAUGCCGUCUCUGGUUUUGUUUUGUUUUUUAAUCGUGGUUAAUACUUCCUUCUUUAGGAUUUAGUGUCCCAGUUGUUUUCUAUGGUUUAUUAUAUAUAAAUAAUUUCCUUUUCCCAAAAAGUUUUACAUCUAUCUCAUCACCUCCCUUGGUGUCUGAUGCCUUCAAUUUCUCGCUUCUUUCCUUAUGGAUACUAAUGCUAUUCAUAGCAUAUGGUUAUUGAUUCAGUCAGUCUUGACUAGGGAUUUAGUAUCAGAAGAAAGCAAAAAAGGCUUCUUAAUAUAAAAAAAAGUAUAUCAUGACUAUUAUUGUUAUUAUGAUCCAUUCAUACUGUAAAUGAUCUGAUUGGGUAACUGCAUGGACUACAUAUUGCUUAUAUAUGCUACUGGCAAAAAAUGCAAUGGAUUGCACUGUAUUAUUUUAAGGAGUGUAUUCAUUGUCAUUGUUGUUGAUUUUAUUGUUAUAACUAAUAAUGAUUUAUACAAACAUCAGCCAGAGGAUAUCCCUAGCAGUUUGAAAUAUUCAAAUGUUAAGUAUUCUAAUGAUCUAAUCAUGUAAUUUUUUCUGCUUUAUUUCCAUCCUUCUUUCCAACGAAAACUGGUAUCACAUGAUCUGUUUCGUGAGCCCGUCAAAUUCCUUCAGAUAUGCAGAUAUGUAAUAUCAGUAAUUGAAAACUCGCAUCAUUCUUGACGAUGCAGAAGGUUAAUUAAGCAGCCAUGUGAGAUAUGGCAAUUUUAGCUCAAAUGUCUUAACAUGCGAGUACAUCGAUCAAUAUUGUCUGUUUCUUGCACAUAGUUUUGAUCAGCUGAUAUCCAGUUUUCAUAGUUCUCAGUUUUACCCUCAAAUUGUGUAAUGACAAAUUGUUCCCCAAGACUAGUGGAAACGAGGCCUUUGUGGGAGAAAACCGGUCAUCCAUCCGGUUGAACAUGAGUUUGUCAUUUUUCUCUCUUUUAGGAAAUUGGAGAGCUUCUAUAUGAACUUUACUGUGUUUGUAACCUUUUAUAUUGUAAGUUUGACAAUGGAUCUAAACUACCAGAUAGCCCUGUUUGUUUCAAGCAUGUAAUUAUCCCUGCAAUUGCUAAUACAAGAGUGUACGAUCA
Messenger RNA from Macrobrachium nipponense, 5567 nucleotides. RefSeq lists its product as uncharacterized. Lineage: Eukaryota; Metazoa; Arthropoda; Malacostraca; Decapoda; Palaemonidae. The record is from RefSeq and is a predicted model, not a curated record. The transcript is spliced from 4 exons. The coding region runs from base 333 to 3233 and encodes 966 amino acids.